UAAGAUAUUUCGUUGAUGUCAGGUGGCAUUCAAAAGCUUAUUAUGAUGGAUACAUCAUAUGACAUGGUAAGAUUGUGCAGAGGUGCUGUACUAGAUGCAUCUGGUAGUGAUAUUGAAACAUCAUUUGUUGUUGGUGAUGAGGAGUUCUUGCCUAUAAAGGAAAGUUCUCUAGAUCUCAUUGUCAGUUGUUUGGGACUUCAUUGGACAAAUGAUCUUCCUGGAGCCAUGAUACAAUGUAGAUUGGCAUUGAAGCCUGAUGGCCUUUUCUUAGCAGCUAUUCUUGGUGGAGAGACUUUGAAGUUAUUUAAUUCUAUUUCUUGUAAAAGAAAAUUGGGUAUUGUGAGGGAUGCAGGCAAUCUUUUGACAAGGGCAGGAUUCACGCUUCCAGGUGUUGAUGUUGAUGAAUACACUGUCAGAUAUGACAGUGCUCUGGAGCUGAUUGAACAUCUUCGGGCAAUGGGUGAAACCAAUGCUCUUAUGCAAAGGAAUAAGAUCUUGAAGAGAGACACAGCCUUGGCAACUGCUGCCGUGUACCAAUCAAUGUUUGCAGCAGAGGAUGGAACCAUUCCAGCAACUUUUCAGGUUAUCUACAUGACAGGGUGGAAGGAACAUCCAUCACAGCAGAAAGCCAAAAGAAGGGGCUCUGCUACCAUAUCAUUCAAUGACAUCCAAAAGCAAUUUGGUACGUCCAGAUUGUAGAGUUGGUUGGAGACAUGGUUAAAACAGGAUGUUGAUAUUCAGUUUUUAGAUGAUCUCGGAGAGCCUUGACAUGCUUACUUCCACAUUUAUGCAUGAUUUCGUAUUUCAUCUUCUUGUGAUUUAUAUAUUGUGGCAACUGUGCCUGACUGCCUGACUCAUGGUCCAACUUAGUCAUGAGAAUUUUGCAUCAAGCACGAUAAAAUGAGUACUUUUACCUUUGUUAGGAAGUAGAUGGGAAUUUCCCAAAGUACUGGGUAGGAAAUAAGUCCAUGCAAGAACACAGUUUCUGUAUCCUCUUCCAGAUUUAUGUGAAUAUGUAGCAGUUACUUAA
Molecule: messenger RNA, 1030 nt
Organism: Nelumbo nucifera (sacred lotus)
Lineage: Eukaryota; Viridiplantae; Streptophyta; Magnoliopsida; Proteales; Nelumbonaceae
Source: RefSeq, a predicted model, not a curated record